ACCGAAGACUGCGUGAUUGAUAUAUUUUGUCUGCUGCAUUGGGGAGGUGGUCUACUUGCCCCAAGUUGGACACGGUCCGGGUCUCCCAUCCUCGCAAGUCCCACUCACAAAUCACCAUCUUCCAAUUUCCACAUGCCCCAGCCUGCAGUACUAACGUUUAAAGCAGCUUCUUGCAAUUUCAAAACACUCCCCCUGUUCUCCUUCCAAAUGGCUCCAAAUCUCAACCAUCAUUGACUCCAUCCACCGAAUAGAAAUAAGGACCCCCGGGCGUUCUCCGCAUUUCCAAUUCCCAAACGCCUGUUCGGUUCCAUUCUUUUCACAUUCCAACAAUAUGCCCAGCUGGAGCACCAAGGAUUUGUUAGUGGUUCUUGCUUUGGCAGUUACGGUCUCGAGCUUAUUGAAUGGGGUGAAGUGCCAGCAAACGAGUGACCUUGACAACCCUGCUGUUCUCUCUGUUUUGACACAGCUUGUUUACAGCCAAGUCUCCAACGUCACCUCUUUCCUCAGUCACGAAAUUAGCAACCGCUCCAGUUUCUGCGUCGAAGAUCUGAAUGCUGAUUGGAAUAAUGCAUUUAACUUUUCAUCCGACUUGGGCUUCUUGACUUCUUGCAUUCAAACGACGAAAGGGGACAUAAAGCAACGCAUAUGUAAUGAAGCAGAAAUAAAGUUUUACUCAAAAAGUUUAUUGGAUAGAUCUAAUGGUAUUAACUAUUUGAAGCCUAACAAGAACUGCAAUUUAACCUCAUGGGUAUCUGGUUGUGAGCCAGGAUGGGCCUGUAGUGCUCCCUCGACCGAGCAGGCUGAAUUCCAAAAUUCACAGGAUAUGCCUUCAAGAACUACUGACUGUGAACCAUGUUGUGAAGGUUUCUUUUGCCCUCAUGGUAUCACAUGCAUGAUACCUUGCCCUCUUGGAUCCUAUUGUCCUCUUGCAAAACUCAAUAACACAACUGGUGUAUGUGAACCAUAUCGUUAUCAAUUGCCUCCAAUGCGGCCAAACCAUACCUGUGGAGGUGCAAAUAUCUGGGCUGAUGUUGAUAGCAGUAGUGAGACAUUCUGUCCAGCAGGAUGGUAUUGCCCAACAACUACAAAACGUAUUCCUUGCAGUAGUGGGCAUUACUGUAGGAUGGGUUCUAUAUCUCAGACGAGAUGCUUCAAGUUGACUUCAUGUAAAUCGAAAGCUGAGACCCAAAACAUGGGUGUGUACGGAAUUAUGCUCAUUGCUGCUUUGAGUACAUUGCUGCUUAUCAUUUACAGCUGUUCUGAUCAAGUUCUCAGUACUAGGGAAAGGAGAAUGGCGAAGUCCAGAGAAGCAGCAGCUAGAUCUGUAAGGAAGACUUCAAAUGCACGACAAAGAUGGAAAACUGCAAAAGACGUUGCUAAAAAGAGUGCAAGUGGACUACAAGCUCAACUAUCACGAACAUUUUCGCGUAAGAAGGACGUGGCAGAUCCAGAAAAAGUUAAAAUGUUGGGUCAAGCAACUGAUAUAGAAUUGCUUUCACAUUCACACCCUAUUACUCCAAACAUUGCUCCCAGCUCAUCAGCUGUGCAAAAAGAAAAGGCUAAAGAAUCCAUUGAUCCAAUGCAGAUGAUGCAUGAAAUUGAAAAUGGCGAUAACCUUCACUUAGAAACUAAAACUAGAGAUAAAAGUGUUCAAGGCAAAGCUUCUAAGGAAAAGCAACCUGAAACUCAUAGCCAGAUUUUUAAGUAUGCAUAUGCUCAAUUGGAGAAGGAGAAGGCACAGCAACAAGAAAACAAGAAUCUUACUUUCUCAGGAGUAGUUAACAUGGCUACCAAAGGUGAACCAAGGAAACGGCUGUUAAUGGAAAUUUCUUUCAAAGAUCUAACUCUCAUUUUGAAGGUGCAAAACAAACUUAUAUUGAGAUGUGUAACGGGGAAAAUUAAACCUGGGCGCAUUACUGCUGUCAUGGGUCCAUCAGGGGCCGGUAAGACAACAUUUCUUUCAGCAGUAGCUGGAAAAGCAUUUGGAUGCAAGAUGACUGGUUCAGUUAUUAUAAAUGGAAAGACUGAAUCAAUCCAUUCCUAUAAGAAAAUUAUUGGUUUUGUGCCACAAGAUGACAUAGUUCAUGGAAAUCUGACAGUAGAAGAGAAUUUAUGGUUCAGUGCACAGUGCAGGCUAUCUGCUGACUUGCCGAAAGCAGACAAAGUUCUGGUUGUAGAAAGAGUUAUUGAAUUCUUGGGCCUUCAAUCUGUGCGGAAUUCUUUGGUUGGAACUGUAGAAAAACGAGGGAUUUCCGGUGGCCAAAGGAAGCGUGUAAAUGUUGGACUGGAAAUGGUCAUGGAACCUUCACUUUUAUUGUUAGAUGAACCCACAUCUGGUUUGGACAGUGCAUCAUGUCAGCUACUUCUUAGAGCAUUAAGACGGGAAGCUCUUCAAGGAGUGAACAUAUGCAUGGUGGUUCACCAACCAAGCUAUGCAUUGUUCAAUAUGUUCGAUGACUUGAUACUUCUGGCAAAAGGAGGUCUUACUGUGUAUCAUGGACCUGUCAAGAAAGUUGAAGAAUACUUUCUAGGACUUGGGAUCUGUAUUCCGGAGCGGAUCAAUCCUCCUGAUUACUUUAUCGACAUUUUGGAGGGCUUAGUAGAACCUGGUGGAAGCUCGGGAGUCAGUUAUAAAGACCUGCCAGUUAGAUGGAUGCUUCAUAAUGGAUACCCAGUACCUCUUGAUAUGCAGAAGAAUGCAGCGAAAUUUGGUAACUUAACUCCAAAUCCAGCUAACGAAACUGAUCCCAAUGGCUCUGAACAUGACGACAGAAGCUUUGCCGGAGAACUAUUGCAUGAUGUUAGACACGUCGUGGAAUUGGAGGGGGAGAAGAUACUAUUCAACUUUUUGAAAUCCCAGGAUUUAUCUAACCGGAAAACUCCUGGGAUAUUCAAGCAAUACAAGUACUUCCUUAUACGGAUUGUGAAGCAGCGACUAAGGGAGUCCAAAAUCCAAGCUAUAGAUUAUCUAAUAUUAUUACUUGCUGGAGCUUGCUUAGGAGCGCUGAGUAGAGGAAAUGAUCAGAAGUUUGGUGGAGUUGGAUACAUCUAUACAGUGAUUUGUGUAUCUCUUUUAUGUAAAAUUGCGGCCUUGAGAUCAUUUUCUCUGGAUAAAUUGCACUACUGGAGGGAGAGGGAUUCUGGGAUGAGCAGCUUGGCUUACUUUCUUUCUAGAGAUACAGUGGAUCAUUUUAAUACUCUGGUCAAGCCUGUGGUGUACCUCUCUAUGUUCUAUUUCUUCACCUAUCCAAGAUCAACUUUUGCAGAUAAUUACAUUGUGCUGCUCUGUCUAGUAUACUGUGUGACUGGAAUAGCAUAUACAUUGGCAAUAGUAUUCAAACCUGGCGCGGCACAGCUAUGGUCAGUGCUUCUUCCAGUUGUUUUAACCCUUGUUGCAACACAAGCUAAAGACAGUAAAUUUUUGAAGGUUGUAGCAAAUUUAUGUUACCCUAAGUGGGCUUUAGAAGCAUUCGUAAUCGCAAAUGCUGAAAGGUACCAUGGAGUGUGGAUCAUAAGUCGUUGUGGUUCACUAAAGAGAAGUGACUAUAAUAUUCAUGAUUGGAGUUUGUGUGUUUCCAUCCUAAUUCUUAUGGGUGUAACCGCUCGGGCAAUAGCUUUAUUCUCUAUGCUUACCUUUCAAAAGAAGUGAGGUCAACAUUAUUGCUGCCACAGUUCUCUCGUUGUCUCGUUGACCAGUUGUUAGAUACAUUCACUAGAGUUAAUCUACGGGGGAAUAAUUCCCUAUUAAAUUAUGGCAAUUUACGGUUAAUAUUAUUGUUCAUAAUUUGUGUUUGAUAGAAAAUGCUCAUAAGGCUUUUUUUUUUUUUAU
Arachis stenosperma is the source of this 3829-nucleotide messenger RNA. Its product is annotated as ABC transporter G family member 24-like. Gene Ontology annotation, molecular function: ATP binding; ABC-type transporter activity; ATP hydrolysis activity. The record is from RefSeq and is a predicted model, not a curated record. The transcript is spliced from 14 exons. Bases 332 to 3649 code for a protein of 1105 amino acids. NCBI's taxonomy places the organism in Eukaryota, Viridiplantae, Streptophyta, Magnoliopsida, Fabales, Fabaceae.